This is a messenger RNA of Ilex paraguariensis (yerba mate), 588 nucleotides long. The record is from the annotation of a GenBank genome assembly. NCBI's taxonomy places the organism in Eukaryota, Viridiplantae, Streptophyta, Magnoliopsida, Aquifoliales, Aquifoliaceae.
AUGCUUGAAGGAACAAAUGAAAAGAUAAGAAAGCAUUUGAAGAACCCAAAGUUGUCAAAUAGUAACUGCACAAAGGUUUGUAGGCAUGUUUCUACUGCUUGGCGUCGAUCACUUGUGAUUAGCUUGGCCCUAAUCACACCAUUACAUACCAGACUGUCAAGUGAGAUCCAAGUUCGUAAUUUAUCAAAUAGUGGUUUAGAAAACACCCAACUACUUUGUGUUGAUCUGCAAACAGAUGAAUUAGGGAAUUCAUCAUUUGAGGACCCAAACCAUCUAAAUAUUCUUGAAACAAAGUGGAACCCUUCAUUGUCCAAGAUUAAGAAUGUUAUAAUCAAGAAAGUUUCUGAUGAAGAUUUGGAGACUGCCACAACAUUGCUGAGAUCUUCAUACAACUUCUAUAGGGACACCUCUUGUGCUAUGCUCAAAUGUCAGUUAGCGACAGAAACAUAUAUUCAGCUGGGCAUAGAUGGGGUUGACAUUCUUGAUAUGAAUACCUCCCGAAAGCUUCUUUUGUGGGCCUACACACUGUUGACUGGUCAUUGCCCUAAUAUCUCAGUUGUUAUAAAGUAUUGUGAAGAAAAUGCCAUG